Messenger RNA from Varanus komodoensis (Komodo dragon), 1746 nucleotides. RefSeq names its product rabaptin, RAB GTPase binding effector protein 2 (gene RABEP2). Gene Ontology annotation, biological process: endocytosis. Gene Ontology annotation, molecular function: growth factor activity; GTPase activator activity. NCBI's taxonomy places the organism in Eukaryota, Metazoa, Chordata, Lepidosauria, Squamata, Varanidae. The coding region runs from base 45 to 1508 and encodes 487 amino acids. The transcript is spliced from 12 exons. The record is from RefSeq and is a predicted model, not a curated record. Gene Ontology annotation, cellular component: intracellular membrane-bounded organelle.
GGGGAAGCCGUGGUAGCAGCGGCAGCAGCAGCAGCCUUUGCGGGAUGGAAGAGCCACAGAGGGUGCAGGAUGUGUCUGCAGUCCCUGGCCCAGAUCCCCCGAGCCACCCUGACCCAGAAGAGACAAUACGAAGCCUGCAGGCCCAGUUGGCAGCCGCGCUGGCCGAAGUGGAGACUGUCCGAGCUGUGGCCGCCGUGAGCGAAGGCACCAAACAUGAGGCUGUGGCGAGUGUCAGGCGUCAGUGCCAGGAGGAGGUGGCUUCAUUGCAAGCCAUCUUGAAAGACACCAUCACCAGCUAUGAGGCUCGCCUCUCAGCUUUGGAGCGGCAUAGCCGGGAGAACGCCUGGAGUCGGUUACUGCCAAGGUCCAACCCACUGGACUCGUUGGAGAAACAGAUGGAAAAAGCACAAGAGGAUACUCAGCGACUCCGGGCAAUUGUGCUGCCAAUGGAACAGGAAAUUGCUGAGUUGAAGGCCAAGCUGGCGCAUGCUGAGGGACUGGUUCAGGAGCUUCAGGGUGAGCAGCAUUCUUUAUGUAGCUCACCUGAAUCUCUGCUUGUUGACCCUGAGACUGUGCCCUCCGAUACACCUGGAGAUGACCAUGUUACUGUGGGGGAAGGAGGAGUGGCUGAGAAAUUUGCCCGUAGUCUUGAUAGUGUCUCCAUUGCCUCUUUUUCUUCCUUGGCACCAAGUCCUGGGCCUCCUAUCCGGCGCCGACGGCCCCCUAGUCCUGAGACUGCAUCAAUUGCUUCCUCUACUGGAACUCUGGUGCCUGAGACCAUCUAUUUACCACCAGCUGGGUACCAGCUGGUACCUGAGUCAGAGUGGAUGCAACUCCAUGGACAGGUGCGGCAGCAGUGUGAGGCUCUGGAAGAAGCCGCAAGGGAAAAGGCCAGUCUGGAGGAGGCGCUGAGGCGUAGCAAUGACGAGUGUGGCAAGCAGGUUCAGGUUCUCUUGACGCAGGUCCAGACCUCCGAGCACCUUCUCCAGGGACUCCAAGCCACAGUGAGUGAAACCCAGCGCCAGACGCAGGAGCAGUUGGCUGACUUGGCUGCAUCUCACAAGCGCCUGAGCUACGAAGUACAGCGGCUCAAUGCUGAGAACGAAGGGCUGCGUGGUGGGGCGUGUCCCCUGGCUCCUUGUCCCACAGAUGAGGAGAGCAGGCACUUGCCCAGCACUGUUCCGGAGUUGCAGGCCUUGGUGCACAAACUGAGACAAGAAUCCGCUGCGCAGCUCCGGGCUGCAGAGCACCAGGCUGAGCGCCUGCGAAUUGAGAUUGUGUCCCUGCGGGAGCGGCUAGAUGAAGAGGCAGCAUCUCAGUCAGGGCUGCAGGGGGCGCUGGAGAGAGAACAAGAGGAAAGAGAGCUUUUGCAAGCCUCCCUAAAUAGUAUCCAAAGUGAGAUGGAGAGACUGCAGCAGGGGCAGGAAGAACUGAAUAGAAGCCAGGUGCAGCUGGAAGCUCCCCUUCUACAAGAAGCCAGCAGUCUUCCGGAUCGGCCUGAGCCUUAGACUUGAGGACGAGGAACUCAGGCCUCCCCUCUCCAGCAGCAUGGGAACCUCAGGGAAACUAUCACCUGCCAAGCACCAAAAGGGCCAGCUCUGUCCCCAGAGCCUGCCCAGGGCCCCUCUGUGCAUGGGUUAGGUGAACAAGAACUCUAGAGGUAGGAUGGCUGGAAUCUCCCAUCUCCCACUCCCCAAAUAGAUACUGGAGGCUCCAAAGAACAAUAAAGGUGAUUUUUGUAUCUUU